AUGGCUGGCACACGUGGGGAAAAGGUCACCAUGCAGGAGCAUAUGGCUAUCAACGUGAGCCCAGGCCCUAUCCGCCCCAUCCGCCAGAUCUCCGACUACUUCCCACAUUUCUACCCCUUUGCUCCUGCCCUGCUCCGGCCCCGGCCAGCUCCUCUGCCUGCACUCCCCAGUGGGCCAGCCCCAGAGACAUGCCUGGAGGAGGAGCAGGAUGGAGACUCAGAUGAGACCACUGCCCUGGGCUCCCUUGAAUUCACCCUCCUCUUGGACCAGCAGAACUCUGUCUUGCACUGCACGAUCCAUCGGGCCAAGGGUCUGAAACCCUUGGACUCGGGCUCCAUCGACACCUUCGUGAAGGCAAAUCUGUUGCCAGGAAUGAGCAAGGCAAGUCAGCUGCGUACCCGAACAGUGCGGGGCAGCCGGGGGCCACACUGGGACGAAACACUUACCUAUCAUGGCUUCACCUGCCAGGAUGCCGGACGCAAGACUCUGCGGCUGUGUGUGUGUGAGGAGUCCCGCCUGCGGAGGCGGGCGGAGCCCCUGGGCGAGCUGCGAGUGCCCCUGAAGAAGCUGGUGCCCAACCUGAGCCGGAGCUUCAACAUCUGCCUGGAGAAGAGGCGCCUGACCAAGAGGCCCAGCAGCCUGGACACUGCCCGGGGCAUGUCCCUGUAUGAGGAGGAGGAGGUGGAGGUGGCUGGAGAGGAGCGGGGCCGGAUCCUGCUGUCGCUCUGCUACAGCUCCCAGAGGGGCGGCCUGCUGGUCGGGGUCUUACGCUGCGCCCACCUUGCCGCCAUGGAUGCCAACGGGUAUUCGGACCCUUUUGUGCGUAUCUUCCUCCGACCAAACGUGGGUAAGAAGUCCAAAUACAAGACGACCGUCCGGAAGAAGACCCUGAAUCCCGAGUUCAAUGAGGAAUUCUUUUACGCGGGGCAGAGGGAAGAGCUUGCCCAGAAGACCCUGCUGGUGUCCGUGUGGGACUAUGACCUGGGCACGGCUGAUGACUUCAUUGGCGGGCUGCAGCUGAGCAUCAACUCCACCGGGGAGAAGCUUCGGCACUGGCGCGAGUGCCUGGCCCGCAGUGACCGGCGCCUAGAGCUAUGGCACCCACUGGAUGGAGCCCCUCCCCAGCUUGGCGACUAGGAGGGGCGAGCCUGAAAAGAACCCCCUGCAUGGACUCUCUGGGGGAGCACAAAGUGG
Trichosurus vulpecula (common brushtail) is the source of this 1194-nucleotide messenger RNA. Its product is annotated as double C2-like domain-containing protein gamma. Lineage: Eukaryota; Metazoa; Chordata; Mammalia; Diprotodontia; Phalangeridae. Bases 1 to 1137 code for a protein of 378 amino acids. The record is from RefSeq and is a predicted model, not a curated record. Gene Ontology annotation, cellular component: membrane. The transcript has 11 exons.